CCAACACGAGAAACUUCAACUUUUGUGUUUCAGAAACACUCAGGCGUGUACGAACUGUCAAUCCGUCAGGGAGAAUUUGGCUUUUCUCGGUGUAGUAAGUAGAGCUUCUUGAAGCCAAGUUGGCGUUUCUGUCUUUCUCUGAGUUUUUUGUUGUUGUAACAUUCGUAAACUGUGGCCGUGUGUGACUUUCAUACAUUCAGUUCCCGUGUCACUGCCACGCUAAAUUGUGUUAGUUAAACGUGGUUUCCUGUUAACAUGAAAUGACACAUUUCCAUGUUGGGUUUUCUUGAGUCAGAAAUAAGAAAAGUGAAGCGCGACAGUGCGUUACUAUAGUCGAUUUACGCAAAUUAAGUCAACAGAUCUAUGAAAAGUUAGUCAUGUCACGCUCUGCUCUGUGACAGGAUUUGUGUGUCUUGGUAAAUGUAAAUCUGUCUGGACUCUCUGCUCGAUAGACGGCUCUGUGACUGCGUUGAUGGGGACAUGAGAGAAUCAAAUAGUAAAAUCCCACAGCGACUGGUGAUGGAGUGAUACAUUUCGGGCUUGUUUGUGCCCAACACUGAUUUAACACUUGGAAGAGUGGACUGGAAUAAGCCAUAAACCGCACAGCUCCAUACUGAAGUGUUUAAAUUAGUCUGGGAGGAAAUUUAAAAGACCUAAAAAUACAGCGUUGGUUUCUUCCCUACAAAGAAUCAUUUGAACUUCCCACCGCAGAGCGAGAGCGACAUAAAUAGUUCUGACAUGUGGAUGUAAUUUCAGAAGAGGAAAAAAAAGACAGAUGCAGAGAAAUAAAGAGAACGGGCUGAGCCUGAGCAUAUAGUAGAUUAAAGGAAAUUAAAUCGAGGGCAGAGCGAGGCGAUUACAGAGUUAUGAUUUCACAAGCCGUCCUAAGCAUCGAGAGGCCAGAUGGAGUGAAGAAAUACAACUCGCUCCACUUUGAAGAGAGUUAAACAUAAUAACAAAUAUCAUCCGAGCAUCAUCAUUCUGUGAGUGAACCCCACGAGGACUCUUGGAGGUAGAGCUGUCUCAGGUCAGCGAUGGGAUCCUCUCUGCUCCACAACCUGGACUUCCUUCUCAUCUCACUUCUCAGCACUUUAUGCCUGGCUUACGCAGAUGAUGUGCUGACGAGAGACGAGCAGAUAGGCCUUUUGUUCAGAGCCAAACAGAAGUGUGAGGAGAACAACAAGUCAACGCAGAAGGUUCCUGAAAGUUACUGCUCACCAGAAUGGGACGGCAUUGUUUGUUGGCCUGGAGGGCCUCCGGGAAAGCUUGUAUCAACCACCUGUCCGGAGUAUAUCCAUGACUUCAACCAUAAAGGACUGGCAUACCGUCGGUGUGACAACAACGGAACGUGGGAACUGGCCACAGCCAACAAGACGUGGGCCAAUUAUAACGAAUGUUCAAAAUUCCUCCUCCAUUACAACCCUAGCCAUGAAAGGGAGGUCUUUCACCGUCUGUAUCUCAUCUACACAGUCGGGUACUCCAUCUCUCUGGGAUCACUCAUGGUUGCUGUCGUCAUCUUGGGAUAUUUUCGACGAUUGCACUGCACCAGGAACUACAUCCACAUGCACUUAUUUGUGUCCUACAUGCUAAGAGCUAUCAGUAUUUUUGUGAAAGAUGUUGUGCUCUACUCUGGAUCAGCCGUAGAGAACAUGGAAAGAGUCACCGUGGAAGACCUCAAGUCCAUCACUGAGGCUCCGCCAGCCAACAAAACACAGUUUAUCAGCUGCAAGGUGGUUGUGACCUUGUUCUUGUACUUUCUGGCGACCAAUUACUACUGGAUCCUUGUGGAAGGUCUUUACCUCCACAGCCUCAUCUUUAUGACCUUCUUCUCAGACAGAAAAUAUCUAUGGGGAUUUACUCUGAUUGGAUGGGGAGUACCAGCUAUGGUUGUGACAGUUUGGGCAACUAUGAGAGCCACGUUUGCAGACACAGAGUGUUGGGACUUAAGUGCAGGCAAUUUGAAAUGGAUAUACCAAGUGCCAAUCCUGGCAGCUAUAGUGGUCAAUUUUAUGUUAUUUCUGAACAUCAUCAGAGUCUUGGCAACUAAACUACGAGAAACAAAUGCUGGCAGGUGUGACACCAGGCAACAGUACAGAAAACUGUUGAAGUCCACGAUGGUGUUGAUGCCUCUCUUCGGUGUCCACUACAUCAUAUUCCAUGCCAUGCCGUAUACAGAGGUGUCUGGAGUUCCCUGGCUGAUCCAGAUGCACUAUGAGAUGCUGUUCAACUCCUUCCAAGGAUUCCUAGUUGCAAUUAUAUACUGCUUUUGCAAUGGGGAGGUGCAAGCUGAGAUCAAAAAGUCGUGGAGCAGGAGGACUUUGGCCCUGGACUUCAAAAGGAAAGCUCGGAGCGGCAGCAACACUUACAGCUAUGGUCCGAUGGUGUCACACACCAGUGUUACCAACGUCACUGCCAGAGGACCGCUGGCCCUUCACCUCACCACCAGGCUGGGGCCGGUGCCUGUUAACGGGCACAGGAACCUGCCUGGGUACGUGAAGAACGGCUCUGUCUCUGAGAACUCUUUACCCUCGUCAGGACAGGAGCUUCACAUUCCUGAUGAGGAGCAUUCGGCUCAUACUCGGCCCUGCGAGAACGAGAAACCCUCACCUGUGGUGGAGGAGGAGAGGGAGACAGUCAUGUGACCUCCAGGCCACUUUUGGUAGGGAUGAAAACUGGAAGAAAAUAAAUGAAAUCAGUCUCAGGGGGUCUGAAGGGGACGACGGCGUGCAUCAACACUGACAGUUUUUUCUGCUUUGAAUCAAGCCAGGACGUUCCCGACAGAUGAGGUUCGAGGCAUAAGGGUGUAUCACUUUUAUGUGCUGGGCCACCUUCAUUUGAGAGAUGAUGGACUCUGUCGCCAACCACCUGCCACAUUGAAUGUGUAGAAGGAUGAAAACAGACUAUUGUUUCAUUUUUUUGUGCAUACAUCAAACUGGGGUUAAAUACAGUGCAGUACUUGCCAGGAAAAGCCUUAACCACCGGUGUAAAACCAGGUGGAUUUUGAGUGUACUUAGUGACACAUGCAUGCAUGAUUACAUCAGUGUGAUCAGACUAAGUAGGUGUAGGGUGAGCUAAAAAAUGUUAAUGCUACUAUUUUUUGAGGCAUCUUUUCUCGCUUUCUGGCAUGGUAUCUCAUUAGUUGUGCGUAGACAUGAAUCCACUUCAGUGUAAAAGGGAAGGUACUCAGGUAAUUGAAGCCCUCUUUUGUUGCUCAGCUAUUUGUAUACUUUUAAAGUGGUGUAUUGUCAUGGUCAGCAUUUCUCCAGGGGUGUGUUAUCUAAAGCUGUAAAAUAUAUAUUUAACAUGUUGUAUGAUUUCAGAUGUUUAGAAAAACCCAGUAUUCACCUCUCUAAGUACAACAGAUUUUGACGAGUUCAAAUGAAUGUUUCAUAUUCAAAGUUUCUACAAGGUCACACAAACGCACAACAUAAUGCUACACACAGUGAGAAUAUCUCUUUGAAGACGGUCUCUUUCCUUAGCCUCAGAUACAGAGUUAGUUGAGGUAAAAACUUAAUUAAAAGGUAUCAUAUGUUCCCACACAGUUUUCAAAAGACAGGACCCCCUUUAAAAACACAGGGUGCAGGAAGCAGUCCUAUUUCAGAGGAAUGUUAAUUAAAUGAGGAUUCCAAGAAAAUCUCAAAUUCCACAAGAAUUCCAAGAGUGACAUUUUUGGUGGAAAUGAAGGAAAACUCAGAAAUGAAUAACACACAGUUAUUUGUACAGAUGGUCCAGUGGUAUGCUGCUUUUUGAUGUGUACAGUAUAUACAAGUCACAAUGUUUACAAAGAUCAGAAAUGCAUUCUAAUUGUGAGCUAAUAGUGUUCAUGUGUUUUGUUAUAAAGCUAUAUGUUUUAAUGUUUUUUUUAUCAUGUUUGUUUACGGAAUGUUUGCAAUAUUAGAUAAUGUAUAUAUUUCUAAACAAAACUGCCGAAUAUAUUUACAGGUGACGAAUGGCAUUCAAACAAAGUAAGCAUUCUGCAAGACAUUUUAAACUCCAUAAUUUGUAAUUUAUCGCACUUAAUCUGCAUGAAAUGCUGGUUAAGAAAACAUUAUCUGUUAAACCAAAGAGAACAUGUAUUUUAAAGUGUUUCUUUGUUUUUCAUUAUCCAUCUUGUUUACACUGACCAAAACGUCUUAAAACCACCCUCUGUCAUAAAAAGGAUUUGCUACUGGUAGGUAGAUAGAAAUACAGAAAUAUAGCCCCCACAAAGAUUGAGUUUUCGUUCCAAAUAUUCUAAUGUAAAUAGCAUUAAGACAAAUGAGAAAACAAUUCGAAACACUCCGUUGACAACACAAUCAUUAAUAUUUAAGGCAGUUGUGUUGCUCUACUUGGAAUUGCGUCAUAUAUCACUGUUUGGUUAUCUGUCUGAUGGAGUUGUGAGAGUUUUACCUCACAUCACUUACUUUAUGUGACCAAAGCUAAUAUUCUACGCAGUAUUUUUUCUCGCAUUUCUUUAAAUCCUACAGUCAUGAACUUCAAGCUCUCUUGUUCUCCUGCUUCUUUGUUGUUUUGAUGACUUCACACUGACUGAAUCGUGUUCUCAGCUGUGUUCCACCUGAUGCUAGAUCCAUUAAGAGGUUUGCUUUGAGGCUGGUUUAAAAUGUUAAAGCAUGGCCAGCUCUUACUGCCUAUACAGAGUUACAAUGCAUCCAAAAAAUAAAUACAAAUUAAAGUAAUUUGUAUUUAAUAAAUGAAUCGGAUAUCUUUACAAACUUUUCCCACCCCCCUUUAAAAAAAAAAAAAACUUUUAAAAGGCUGGUUAUCACCUUUGUUUCCUUAUUUCAAAAAAUCCCAUAAAGAUACCAGAACAAAAAGAGAACUGAUACACAGAAAGUCUAAAAUAACUAUUCCUCUGCGUCAUACAUGUCUAUUAUUGCCCACCAAAUGAGUAACAAUCAGCAGCUGAA
Messenger RNA from Gymnodraco acuticeps, 4907 nucleotides. It is a transcript of the gene pth1r, whose product is annotated as parathyroid hormone 1 receptor. The record is from RefSeq and is a predicted model, not a curated record. NCBI's taxonomy places the organism in Eukaryota, Metazoa, Chordata, Actinopteri, Perciformes, Bathydraconidae. Gene Ontology annotation, cellular component: plasma membrane. The coding region runs from base 1035 to 2642 and encodes 535 amino acids. Gene Ontology annotation, molecular function: parathyroid hormone receptor activity; G protein-coupled peptide receptor activity; peptide hormone binding. Gene Ontology annotation, biological process: cell surface receptor signaling pathway; adenylate cyclase-activating G protein-coupled receptor signaling pathway; intracellular calcium ion homeostasis. The transcript is spliced from 13 exons.